AUGGGGCAGGCGUUCUCGACGGCGAAUGUUUCUUUUUGUCGCACAGACAUUCCUGUAAGCGUCCUCGACACUCUGGGAGGAUGGGACUACGAUCGCAUUUGCAGCGCAUGGGCUUCCCUCAUCACCAGCGAUGAAGCCCACACGGCCGCAGACGGCACACCUCAGAUUUUCCUCGCGGACCUUGCGAAGCUGCAACGCAUCACUGGGCUUAGCAAAAGUGAUGCUGAACAGAUUGGGCGGCUUUUCAGCAUCCGAACCUACAGCACCUCUGCGGCAUCCCCGACGUAUACGACGACGUCUUCAAUAGGUGCAUCGAAUCACCGAACAGUAGAGACCUGCAGAAGAUUGUCAACAGGCGUCUCCUCCGACGCGCACGGCGCAGUCUAUCCCAUGCUCGAAAUUCUAAUGGUCGCAGUCGUUCUGGGCAACUUGCAUAGGCUUACAAAGCUAUCGUUGAUCUUUUCCCUCUUUGAUGUCAAGGGAGAAGGGAGACUCUCUGAGGCAGAGUUUUUCCUGAUGUGCUACUUCGUUUUCCGGGGGCUUGCAAAGGCAGUCAAACGGCCCAUUCCAGGGUAUGCAUCCAUUGAGCCCCUCGUACACUCUACGUUCGACGACCUUCAGAACGCGCAGUGCGGUGGGAAGCACGUUACUGUUGUUAACUGUGGCAGUGGGGGUCAGCAUGAAGAGGCGGAUACUCAAGAGGGUUUGCGGGAGGGUGUUUCGGAAGGCGACAUCUGCGGUGGCCCUCGGAAGACAGCGUCUGGUUCGAUAGCUCGCAAUACGAGUAGAAGAACGAGUCAUGAAGAGGCUGAGAGGAGCACUGCUCUAGUGGAGCAGUUGUUUGCCGAAAGGCAGGCGAGCAGGAGUCGAGAAAUGUGCUGCAGGCGAGAGAUGACAAUCGGCGAGUUCAUAAAGUUAACGCUAAAGCCAGGAAGUGCGAUCGACAUUAUUUUCAAGGGCAUGCACGGAGACUGUACGCUGAGCAUAGCUUCGAAUCUCGCCUUCAGGCACUCGCAUCAGUUUCAAACGCGUCUGUUUCAGAAUGUAUUUCUCGUGCAUCAAUGGCUUCAAGGCAAGGCUCCAGACAGGAUUUCCAACGGCCACAUCCGACUGACAGAUCUUGUCGCCGUCUGUCUCGACCUCGCUGAAAAGUCUGCGGAAAUCGUACGGGAAGUAUACAACGUGAUUGCCACAGACAAGCGUAUGGCGCUACAAGGCAUGGUACAUAUUGAGGUGGCACCUGCGUGCGAGCCAGGAACUCUGGGAAAUCAGACAACCCCCCUCCAGGGCGCUUCUAAUGUAGAUUUGGUAGCCGGCGACGGCGAUGACGAGACACUCCGGGCUGAAAAAGCCACUAGCAUGUCUAAGACGGGCCGACGCAAGAUCCCCGCCUACAUUCUUACGGACAUCCUCGUAGACCACCACAUUCGUCGGCAGCUCAGGCAUUGGUGGCCCCAGUUGCGCGUCGAGAGCGCUUUUGAUACCUUCCCUGAGAAGCGACUGGUAUUCAAGAAGCUCAUGGAUGUCUUCUCCAGCCGACUGUUUGGAAGCCCUGUGUGCGGCGCAUCCCUGCUGAAAUGCCGCAUCACCAGUGCUGAGGAACUUAAAAUCCGUUCCGUUAUCCAGGGUGGCCACGAGCCAUGGAUCGAAUUCGCGGUAACACAAGGAUACGACAGUGGAAGGGGGCCACCUAUUCGCGUGUUGGGAGAAGCGAAGACGAAGCCCCUGAUAGCUGCUGCAGAGGACGGCAGUGUAGACUGGAAUGAGGAGCUUGAUAUCGAAUUGCCUGAUUCUCUCGUGGGUUUUACCGAGUAUGGCACUCUUUCUCCCGUCUUCUGGAAAGAUCCAACUACCUCACAGAUUGAGGUGCCUGCUAGGCCGUCGAAAUAUUCAAGCAACGUGCCCAUCUCCCUUCGUUUCCUUGAUGCGAAAGAAUUCUUCCUUUCCCCCAAGGAAAAGACAUAUAGUCGUGAGCGACCUAUUCUUCUCAGCUCCGGCAAGGGCGUACUCGACCGCGUCCAACCUUUGCUGAAGCAUUCAGCGAAGGCACCAACCGUCGAGACUGCUGCCGGGAUACCUUUGAAAGUUGCUCGCUUAGUGAAAGGUGAAGCCGAUAUCGCUGUCGAGUUUGACGUGGGCAGACUCUGGUCGCUGUGUGGAAGUGACGCACUCCUCCGCGCAGUGGGCGGCUGCCUAAUCGAUGAGAACGGAGAGGAGCUGAUCUACAAUGAUUUGUUGUCGAAAUGCGCACCCAAAACGAUGCUUGCGGUUGUCAACCGUGCGCUGCUUCAUGACACAUUCCUGCAGCAUAAUCGUCCCGAAAUCUGA
Molecule: messenger RNA, 2328 nt
Organism: Neospora caninum
Lineage: Eukaryota; Apicomplexa; Conoidasida; Eucoccidiorida; Sarcocystidae
Exons: 5
Coding region: 1-2328 (775 amino acids)
Molecular function (GO): calcium ion binding
Source: RefSeq, a predicted model, not a curated record